CGGAGCCCGAGCCGGUCGAGACGGCGCCCGUGCCGACCGCCCCAGGUUUCUGCGGCUGCGCGGUUCGCUAGUUUGAUGACCCCGUAGCACGGAGCGGUUUCUUGGUUUCGGUGCGGUCGAUCGAAUUAUGCCCGAGUUUGUGGGUUUUGGUAGGGUUCUUGGCUCCAGCGCGAUCGUCGUUCUUGGGUUCCUGAUUCUUGUUCCCUUGAUAUUUGCUUGUUCUGCCGUAGCACGGAGAAGUUUCUUGAUUUUGCGCGGUCGAUCGAAUUCUGCCGAUAGUUUUGUGGGUUUUGGGAGGGUUCUUGGCUACGGCACAAUCUCCAGGGGCGUGGUUUUGGUGCUUCUUAAUUUGCUUGUUCUGUUCUUGAAGGGUGCUGAGAUUGGGGAUGCUUUACUAUCUUCCGCGUGAUCCUUUGGGUCGUUUGCAUUGUUUGGAAUAGGGAUACUCGAACUAAUAUCUUGUGCAUCCUGAAAUAGAUUUCGUGAAGAAACUCUGGUUCUGGGCGUUGAAACUAAAACAUGGUCCUGUCCAGGCAUUUCAAUUUCGUUUUACAACUUUUUUCGCUAAAAUCUCGGUCAUUUUUUUCGUUCGUGUGGGUUACACAUGUUAGUAAUUUUUUUUUUUUGAAAAUUAGAUAUUUCGUUCCGCUUCGAAAUUCGUGAAACUUUGCAAAUUUUAGUCCUGCUCCUGUCACGAGUAGAUGUGCUUGGCUUAUAAUAGAUGUUAAUCUCCUCUUAAUUUUUCUCUGCGCUGUUCUUGAAAGUUGAGAUGGCGGGUUAACAUCACGAACUAUGCGCGUGUUUCUUUUUCAUAAAAAGGAGCCACCAGAUUACAUGGGUUGUUUCGAUAAAUUACCAUUUGUGUUGUGUUGUCAUAUUUGCGCUUCGUUUUUGCAAGGAACCACUUGUCUUGUUUCUCUUUUCAUGUUUGCUAAUUUAUAGUGGUGUGGUUUCCCCUCAUAGCUGGCAAUGUAUCGGAUGCUGCAUCCAUUUUUAGUUAUUUGUACAGAGAUGGUAGAAUCAGCGAUCCCGGAGGAGGCCGUGCAUGCUGAGUUCGUCUCAUAUCGUGGUCCGGCGUACAAGGUAUUCACCUAUGAGGAGCUGUAUUCGGCGACAGAGGGAUUCAGAGCAGAUCGCCUCCUGGGACAGGGAGGGUUCGGUCCGGUGUACAAGGGCUUUCUUGAUAGCACCAAUCAGGAGGUGGCUAUAAAGACUCUUGAUCCCCAGGGACAACAAGGGAACAAGGAGUUCCUCUCUGAAGUUCUGAUUUUGGGCAACUUGCACCACCCAAAUCUUGUAGAACUUGUUGGAUGUUGCGCUGAUCGUGGCAAGAGGAUUUUAGUUUAUGAGUAUAUGCCUUUGGGUUCCCUGGUCAGUCAUAUCCAUGAUCUCCCCCCUGGUAAGCAGCCUCUUGACUGGAGUACAAGAAUGAAGAUACUUGUUGGUGCAGCUAAAGGUCUGCAACAUUUGCAUGACAAUGUUGACCCUCCUGUCAUUAACCGCGAUGUGAAAUGCGGAAACAUUUUGCUUGGAGAGGGUUAUCAUCCAAAGCUGUCUGACUUUGGCUUGGCAAAGCUAGGUCCAACUGGUGACAAUACUCAUGUUUCAACUAGGGUCAUGGGUACAGCUGGAUAUUGUGCGCCAGAGUACUUCAUGAGUGGUAAAUUGUCUAUAAAGUCGGACAUUUACAGCUUCGGUGUUGUUAUGUUGGAGGUUCUCACAGGAAGAAAGGCUAAAGAUGAACCUAAGCAAACUCUUGCUGUAUGGGCUCCCCCCCUGGUGAACCAAAAGGAUUUCCACAAACUGGCAGACCCGGCGCUGCAGGGUCAGUACCACGCGAUUUCGUUGUAUCGGGCCCUCGCUGUUGCUGCACUCUGUGUCAAUCAAAGAGCGAACAUGAGACCACCCAUGGCAGAUGUCGUUGAAGCUCUCGCCGAGAUCUCAGAAAUGGAGUCCAGAAGCAGGUGGCGGACAGCCCGUCGACAAUCGGCGGCUCCCAGCACACCAACUGGAGCUGGCUCUGAUGGGAACCAAGCCCAGUAUCAGGGAGAAAGAAGCUGAGGAGUCCAGUGCAAAGCAAAAAUGGCGUUCUUCUGUUAGACCUGCUUUUUGUGGCGAUGGUUACUGACUGUUCAAACGGUAAUUGCUGGGAAGGACAUGUUGAUUUUUUUCCAUAGUUCAUAGCUAAUAUUUUUUACUUUUGGUAUAUGUUUGUGGUUGAGGCUUAUCAGACAUCGUCGUCUGCGACAUAGAGCUCCAUAGUAUUUCGUGACGCUUUUGUAGAGAUCAAGUGGAUGUCUCGUUUCCCUUUCUUUAGAUGCUGAUGAUGUACAUUGUUUUCUGCAGUAGCAUGUACCUAAAGAGUAAAAGGGUUUGGUUCA
Molecule: messenger RNA, 2381 nt
Organism: Phragmites australis (common reed)
Lineage: Eukaryota; Viridiplantae; Streptophyta; Magnoliopsida; Poales; Poaceae
Product: probable serine/threonine-protein kinase PBL7
Exons: 5
Coding region: 970-2061 (363 amino acids)
Biological process (GO): protein phosphorylation
Molecular function (GO): protein kinase activity; ATP binding
Source: RefSeq, a predicted model, not a curated record